Messenger RNA from Dibothriocephalus latus, 627 nucleotides. NCBI's taxonomy places the organism in Eukaryota, Metazoa, Platyhelminthes, Cestoda, Diphyllobothriidea, Diphyllobothriidae. The record is from the annotation of a GenBank genome assembly.
AUGUCGGUCGUUCCUAUGUCUCAGCGCCUGGAACUUGAAAUUAAGGACAAACAGAUUUCUGAAUUGGAUCUGUCGGAAAAUCCCAUUGUUGACGGCCUCGACACCUUGACGGAAUGUCCUAAGCUCGAGACUCUUAACCUGUCUGGAAACAAAUUAAAGGCUGUAGCUGACUUGGCUCCCCUAGCUAGCCUUGAACAUCUGAAGUCUCUUGAACUGAACAACUGUGACAUUGCUGCCAUCGAGGACUACCGUAAGGAAGUCUUCGCCGUCCUUCCCAAACUGAAAUACUUGGAUGGUCUCGACCAGAGCGGUGGGGAUGAGCCUGUGACCGAAGUGGCCGCAGAAGCCGUCACAAAACCAGUUAAAGUAGAUGUAGCAACUGAAAAAAAUGGGUCACACGUAGAAGAGGGUGAUGACGAAGAGGACGACGAUGAAGAUGAUGACGAGGAAGAAGAAGAGGAAGUUGGAAUUUCUGCGCUUCAGGGUAGUAAAGAACUAGAAGAUGAUGAAGAAGACUAUGUUCCUGCCAAGGAAUCGGAGGACGCUCCUAGCGCGAAGUGCAAGGCAACCGAUGAGGCUGGCGACCAUGCCGUGGAGACCGUCAACGGAUCCAAGGCUGAUGCAUAG